AUGUUUCUCUUUCGAGCCGGACUGGCACAGCCCCGCCCAGACUCCAACGCAGCCAGCCCCUUCACACGGCCCAUCUCCACCACGACCACCACCAUCACUACCACUCCCACCACCACUACCGCCGCCACUGCCACCACGGACAACGCCGCGCCAUCGCCUGCAACAUCCGCCACCAUCCCAACGACCAUUGACUCGGCCGACCCAUCCCCCAGCGACGGCCCGGCACCUCACGCCUCAAGCGGCGACGGCAGCGACGGCGGCAACGACGACAACGACGACACCAGCGACAGCGACAGACACGACAGCAGCAACAGCAACUCUGCCCGCUCGCAGCAGCCCUCACCCCUCCCGGAGCCAACAAAGGAGCGAAGGGCAUCAACCGCUGCGUCUGCCUCCGCUUCGGCCGGUACCAAGCCCCUGCGCCAGGGCUCGUCGCUCGGCAUCAUCGCAGCGGCCCGCUCCGCCUUUCCGGCAAAGAUGAGCGCCGCCCAACCACCCAUCCCAGAGAGCGAGAGCACAUCCUCGAUGCUCAGCUCCGCCUCCAACGACACUCCCACGCCAACCACCAGCGCACCCGCCACGCCAAAGAAGCGCAGCAGCAGUUCCGCCACCACCCCCAAAAAGGCCAAGCUCUCAAUCAGCGCAAAGUCGACCCCUCGCAAGGUAUUCAGCCUCAAGCCCUCGUCGUCCAGCCUCGGCGACUUGGACCGCGCACCCCCCCGCCAGAAUGUUGUCGUCUGCGUCCGCAUGAGGCCAUCCAAGGAGGCGGACCCCGCCGACCAAACUGAGCCCAUCUGGUCCCUCGACCAGCAGCAGAAUCAGAUCGUCCCCACCGAGCACCACCCGUCCCUCUCCAAACGCGCCGGCUCCUCUUCGGCCAACGCGGCCCUGCCCGCGACCGCUUCGACGACCGACCUCGGCGACGAUAACCCCUCAUCGUCGACCUACAAGUUCCAGUUUGACAAGCUGCUGCUUGGCGACGACACCACCGACGACAUGUACGACUCACAGAUCGCCCCGGUGGUCAAGGCCGCCAUGGACGGCUACAAUGGCACCGUGUUCGCCUACGGCCAGACAGGAAGCGGGAAAACGCACACCAUGAGCGGGACCGACGCCGAGCCGGGCGUCAUCCCGCGGGCGGUGCAGCAGGUCUUCAAGACGAUCGAGCAGGAGCCCGGCCGCGAGUUCUUGCUCCGGGUCAGCUACCUCGAGAUCUACAACGAGACUCUCAAAGAUCUCCUUGCCCCGCUCGGAGCCGCCGGCGGCGUGACCGAGGGGAUGCGUCCGGCAUCGCCCACCAAGGGAGGCUCGACGCAUUCGGCGGGCAGCUCGCAGUCGUCGUCCCUGCGCAUCGUCGAGGACCAAAAGUCGAGCCGCGUAGUCAUCACGGGCCUGCGCGAAGAGAUCGUCACCGACCCCACCACUGUCCUCGACCUCAUCCAGAAGGGCCAGGAGGCAAGGCACGUCGGUGCCACUGACUGGAACGAGAGGAGCUCGCGCAGCCACUGCGUGUUCCAGGUCACAAUCGAGAGCCGCGCAAAGGCCGAGGGAGGAGCCAGCGAGGGCAAGAAGGGCGGCGCCGAGGUCCGAGUCAGCCAGCUCAAUUUGAUCGACCUCGCGGGCUCCGAACGGGCUGCGAGCCAGGUAGAGAGGAGGAAAGAGGGCGCCUUCAUCAACAAGUCGCUCCUCACCCUGGGGACCGUCAUCGCCAAGCUUACCGAGCCGACUGCGCUCGGCGCCUCGUCGAGCGAUCUGCACAUCCCCUACCGCGAUUCCAAGCUGACCCGCAUCCUCCAGACGUCGCUCUCGGGCAAUGCCAGGAUCGCCGUCAUCUGCACGCUGAGCCCGGACGUCAAGCACGCGGUCGAGACGCUGUCGACGCUCAAGUUUGGCAAGCGCUGCAAGAUGGUCGUCACCAGCGCCAAGAAGGGCACCAGCAUGGACGACAAGGCGCUGCUGCAAAAGUACCGCAAGGAGCUCGAUGCGCUUCGGGCGAAGCUCGAGGCCGGAACGCCCGCGAUCAAGGCGCCAGCCGAGGCGGACGAGGAUGCGCUCGCGUCGUCGAGAGAGUCGAGGCAGAAGCUCGAUGCGCUCAACGAGGAGCGUGAGCGGGCGCAGAAGGAGGUGAUGGAGAUGGAAAAGAAGCGCGGCGACCUGCGCGGCCAGAUCGACCACCUCACCCGCCUCAUCCUCACCAGCCAGAGCGUGGCCCAAGAGCGCAGGGAGAGCGACGCCGCGGCGGGGACCAAUGCCGACGGCACACCGCGGAAGCGCAACUUCAGCGGCAUGGAGAGGCGCGGACCCCGCCUGAGCGAUAUCCACUCGUUCUCGGGUCGCGCCCUGAUUUCGCAGAGCCCCUCGCUCGACGUGCUCUCCUCGACGCCGACCCUGAGCGGCAGCAAGCCGUUUGAGCUCGAGGCCGAGCUGGCUGCGCUUCGCAAGCAGCUGCAGCAGCAGAUCGAGUCUCGCCAGGCGCUCGUCGCCGCCCACCAGGCCGAGCUGACCUCGAGGGAUGCCAAGGAGAAGGAACUCGAGGAGGUGAUCCGCAUGAACGAGGAGGAGCUCGACGAGGCCGAGCUGGCCUUCGACCGGCUCAAGGCCGACCGCGACGAGGCGCGCAAGGUCGCUCUCAAGGAGCAGGAGCUGGCACGCGAGCACAAGCGGGCGUGGCUCGAGGAGCAGGAAGCCAACCGCCUGCUCAAGCUUGUCGCCCAAAGUCGUGGCGCCGACGCCGACGACGGCUGGAAGCAGCAGAUCGAGGCUCUCAACGCGCGGCUGGAGCAAAAGACGACAGAGACAGAGGAGCUUCGCACUGGCCUCGAGGCUGCCACUGCUGCGAAGGACGAAGAAAGAGCCGCUGCACAGCGUUUGCGGGAGGAAUUGCAGGCUCUCAAGGCCAAGACUGGCGACGAUGACCCCCAGGCCGAGUUCCAGGACCUCGUCAACGGCGGGCAGAGGACAAUAACCGAGUCGUUGCGCGAGAAGGAGGAGGCCCUGGCUGAACGCGAACGACACCUCGAAGAGGCCAGGCUGGAUCUCGAAAGGCAAAACGCCGAUCUCGAAGCGAAGCAAAGCUCAUCGCGCCCGCUGCCCGUCCCUCUGGGCGGUGCACCGCACGCGCAGCAGCUCGACGACCUCGAAGCGGCGCUCAGCAUCGCUCAGGCGCAGAACCAGGACCUCGCCGACCAGGUGUCGCAACUGCGAACGGCGCUCAGCGACGCCGAGGCGGCGCAGACGCGAUCCAGCCGCACCGAGUCCAAGCUGGCCGAAGUGCAGAUGGAGCUGGAGGGCAGCAAGAGCCAGGUGGCAAAGCUGCAGGCUCAGCUCGAGGCCGAGAGGGCCAAGCCUUCCGAGGCCUCGGCUCGCACCAGCAGGCCUCUGCCCGUCCCGAUAAUGUCGAGCCCGGCCGCCGGUGCUCGUUCGACGCCUUCCUCGCCGUUGAAGGGCUACGGCGUCUCGCGACUCCGCACCGGUAGCGACGCGGCGCUUCCUGGCGCCACCGGCCUCCAUCGGGGCGGCUCGGUGCGCGAGUACCGUCGGUACCAGCCAGCGUCGGAGGACGACGUCUUCACGGGCAACAGCGGAGCGCCGGCGGGCCACCGGUCCUCGGUGCUCGGCUACAAGGCCAUCUUCGACGGCAUGGACUCGGCCAAGUCGUCGUCUGCCUCUUCGUCGCACCACCGCGCCGAGCGCGAGGAGAUUGAGCGGCUCAACGCCGUCAUCCAGUCGCAGCGCGCCAUCAUGUCGGAUCUCGAGAAGAGCGUGGCCAGCUGGAAGAGCCGCCUCAAGGCGCAGGCGGACCUGAUCCACAAGCUGGCCUCCUCGAGCGGGGGCGCCGGCGGCGGCGGCGUUGUCGGCAGCGGUGGCUUCGCUAACAUCACGCCUCCGAUGCAGGACGGCGAGCUCCCUUCGCCCGUGCGGUCUCGACCGCUCGGCGAGGUGCAGCCGGUGGCUUCGCCGACGAAGUUUUCGACGCAGUUCGAGUCCAGUCGCUCGCGGUUCGCUGGGGGCGCGCCGUUUGACAGCCCCGAAUCGACCUCGUCGCCGCGCUACGGUGGCGGCGGCGGUGGCGGCCGCGACUACUCGACGCUCCCGCGCAGCGGCAAGGAUCAGCCGUACUAUGGCGCGCACACGUACAACCGCCCGCCCUCGACGAUUGGACUGGGCGUGAUGCCCGGCUCGCCAACUAAGGUUUCUUCGUCGUCGACGCCCGUUUCCAGCCUCUGGUCGCACCAGCAGCAGCCGAGCCCACUUCCGCCGCCGCCUUCGUCACCCUCGGCCGCCGCGAACCCCUCCGCGAGGGGAGCGGGUCGGAGGCGUAAGCCUCGGAUGACGAUCGAGAACGAGCUCCUCGCCCUCAAGGCUACGCCGCGAGUCGAGUCGAGCAGGACGAGGUUCCUCGUCGAUGAGAAGGACGAGGAGCCCGUCGGCCUGCGGGCCAAGACGAGCUCGGCCGCCUACUACAUCUGA
Molecule: messenger RNA, 4470 nt
Organism: Pseudozyma flocculosa PF-1
Lineage: Eukaryota; Fungi; Basidiomycota; Ustilaginomycetes; Ustilaginales; Ustilaginaceae
Exons: 2
Coding region: 1-4470 (1489 amino acids)
Biological process (GO): microtubule-based movement
Molecular function (GO): microtubule binding; ATP binding; microtubule motor activity
Source: RefSeq, a predicted model, not a curated record